ACAGUGCAGGAGAUGACCAGAGACUGCGGACACAGUGCAGGGGAUGACCAGAGACUGCGGACAGUGCAGGGGAUGACCAGAGACUGCGGACAGUGCAGGGGAUGACCAGAGACUCCGGACACAGUACAGGGAAUGACCAGAGACUGCGGACAGUACAGGAGAUGACCAGAGACUGCAGACACAGUACAGGAGGUGACCAGAGACUGCAGACAGUGCAGGGAAUGACCAGAGACUGCAGACAGUGAAGGGAAUGACCAGAGACUGCAGACAGUACAGGAGAUGACCAGAGACUGCGGACAGCACAGGGAUGACCAGAGACUGCGGACAGCACAGGGAUGACCAGAGACUGCGGACAG
This is a messenger RNA of Staurois parvus, 356 nucleotides long. NCBI's taxonomy places the organism in Eukaryota, Metazoa, Chordata, Amphibia, Anura, Ranidae. The record is from the annotation of a GenBank genome assembly.